Messenger RNA from Pezoporus flaviventris, 2414 nucleotides. RefSeq names its product von Willebrand factor A domain containing 1 (gene VWA1). Gene Ontology annotation, molecular function: protein binding. The transcript has 6 exons. The record is from RefSeq and is a predicted model, not a curated record. NCBI's taxonomy places the organism in Eukaryota, Metazoa, Chordata, Aves, Psittaciformes, Psittacidae. The coding region runs from base 541 to 2040 and encodes 499 amino acids.
AGGGCACGCUCCGCAGCCUGGCUCCUUCUUUCCUCUAUAUACGUGGUUUUCCUUCUUCCAGUUCAUUCCAGAGCAAAGCAGCUUUGGAUUUCUCCGAGCUGCUCGCUCUUUCCCUCCCAGUAGCUGGAUUGCUGCCAGGGUCUUGCAGGGCCCAAGUUUUCUCUGCAGGGAUCUCUUCCCCCGAGCAGCCCAGCUGCACGCAGGCUGAAUCCGCGCUCCCGGGGCAAGCUGCAGUCGGGAGAGGAGCAGCAGCGGGGGUGCUGUUUGUGCCUCUCCUCCAGCUAUUCCUGUCAGCAUGGAUUUAUGGCUUUAAAAGGGGGGGGAGAAGGAAAACUGCCUACAGGAGCCAGCGCUUCCACCCCAGCCCGGCCAAACACACGUAAAGAAGCAGUCGGAUCCCGAGGCAUGAGCAGCGCGCAAGGGGCACCCUGGGAUCCGGUGGAUCCUUGCACGUACUAUGACUGAUCUGAAGCCUUUCAUCUGCCUUCCCAGAGCCGGGCUUUUGGAUUUAAGGUAGUUUGCCCUCGUCCAGACGUUGCUAUGUUGGCCAAGACAGUGCUUUCUCUUGGUCUGUGGCUGCAGUUGGCUGCGGGACAGAACACACCUGAGAGAGGUCCCCAGCCCUCUGUUUCCAACUCGGAGGGGGAUCUCCUCUUCUUGCUGGACAGCUCUGGCAGCGUCUCCUACUAUGAGUUUUCCAGGGUGAAGGAAUUCAUGUGGGACCUUGUGCAACCUUUCACCUUUGGCCCUAAAGACGUCCAGGCCAGCAUCAUCCACAUCAGCACUAUGCCCACCAUGGAGUUCCCCUUUGACCGGUACCAGUCCAGCCGGACUCUACACCAAGCCAUCCGGGACACUCGGCAGCUCAUGGGUGACACCAACACAGGCAAAGCUCUCUCCUAUGCCAAGGAGAAGCUCUUCAGUGGUGAAGCUGGUGCCCGGCCUGAUGUGCCCAAGGUACUGGUUUGGGUGACGGAUGGUUUCUCCACUGACGACAUCUCCGAACCCAUGCAGCUCCUGAAGGACAUGGGGGUAACGGUGUUCAUCGUCAGCACGGGACGAGGGAACUACCUGGAGCUCUCUGCUGCUGCCAGCCAGCCUCCGGAGAAGCACCUGCACUUUGUGGACGUGGAUGACUUGACCAUCAUCACCAAGGAGCUGCGAGAUUCCAUCCGAGACGUCAUCCAAGCAAAUCGGCUCCAUGCAGUCGAUAUCACCUCCAGCAGCUUCCGCCUGGUGUGGCCCAAACUCCUCUCCCAAGAGACCGGCUACUACACCCUGGAGUAUGCCCCAGUAGGUGAUCUAGCAAGGAAGAGGGCAGAUCAAGUGUCCGGGGCUCACACGAGCUUCAUGCUAAGCAACCUUGCACCAGAAACCGCGUACGAGGUGGCACUCAUUCCUGAAUCCAACGUCCACUACGUCCCUCCGCAGACAACAAGGGUCACUACCCUGGCAGAGGAAAUAAGCCCAGCUCAGGUUUUCAUCUCAGAGUCUGGCCCGCACAGCUUCCGUGUGAGCUGGGCUCCUACCCUGGCCAGCGUGGUGAGCUACCAGGUGCUGUAUGGACCAUUGCCUGGGAACUCGGCGCGGCUGCUGGAGGUGGGCGCUGAGCACAACGGCACCGUGGUGGAGAACCUGGCAGCGAACACGACCUACCUGGUGACAGUGACUGCGGUCUACAGGUCGGGAAAGGAGAGAUCCCUGUCAGCCAAAGCAUGCACCCAGGAAGAGGGCUCCAGCGUGAGGCACCUUCGCUUUGAGGACAUGGGCCCCGACACCCUGAAAGCCUCCUGGGACCCUGCCGACGGGGACGUCCUGGGUUACAGGGUGAGAUGCCGGCGGCAAGCGGGCCCUUCGUCCGUGCUCAGCGUGUCCCCCCGCAUCCACAGCGUGCUCCUCACCGACCUGCCCGCGGGCACCACCAACCGGGUGUGCGUGAAGCCCGUGUACAGGAGCCAGGCAGGCAAAGGGCUGUGCCGCACGGUGCGCAUGCAGCCAGCUACAGAGGCCCAAGGGUAUAAGCACAGACAGCGAGCGUGACGGUACCUGGAACGAACUGAUUCCCAGCAGAGCAAGGGCUCCUGCUUGGACAAAGACUUGGACAAAAAGGAGGGGUCAGGAAGGAGACUGGAAAGCUCCCAGAUCAUCUCCCAGCCUGCGCUGUCCGCUGAGGUGUCCUGGUUGUCAAGCCUCAAGGCUGGCCUCAAGCCGAGUGCUCCCAAAGCUUAAAGGUUUGGUUUGGCUGGAAGGAGCAGCCGAUCCGACCAAUACAUCCCAAAUCCGUACCCUCUUCUAUAUCAAUGCCUGACAAAUAACAAACCAAAGGCCAAGUGCUGAAUCCUCCCUCCCGCUUGCUUCCUGCCUAUGCUCUAUUUAUUAAACGUUGAUGCCGUUUUAUUCCUGCAGCUUAGGAA